Molecule: messenger RNA, 1602 nt
Organism: Aspergillus puulaauensis
Lineage: Eukaryota; Fungi; Ascomycota; Eurotiomycetes; Eurotiales; Aspergillaceae
Exons: 3
Coding region: 1-1602 (533 amino acids)
Source: RefSeq, a predicted model, not a curated record
AUGCCAUCUCCCACUACACUCCUGUUCCAGGCCAUUUUGGUUCAUCUUGUCACUGUCACCUGGAGCUGGCAGCUCUUCCCAGACUCGGAGGUCGGCGACUACAGUGAGAAAUGCGCAGACGCUCUUGCAACCAACAUUACAUCCUGCAUUCCAGCGGUGGGCGGCAUCAGCACUGACACUUUCUACUCUCAGCACGCCCUCGAUGUCAUUUGCAAGACCAAAUGCCGCGACGAGUUGAGAAAUUACGAGAAAGCUGUGACAGAGCAAUGCCGUGGAGCCUUUUACACCAACGACUGGGGCACCGAGAACCCCAUAUCUGCUGUUGCAAGCACCCUGGUUUUCAACUUCGACCAGGUCUGUUUGAAGAAUGAAGGACAAUAUUGCAAUCUCGUGCUGGGGAAUCUGACCCAGAACGGAGGCGACGAGUGUAACAAGUGCCUGCUGCUGCAACUGCGAGACCAGGCCCAGUUUCCCUAUGGAAGCGGGCCUGCUGUCUACUCGAGCGUCUAUCCCAGCUUUACUUCCUCUUGUAAAUUCACAGGCUAUCCAGCGACAGUUGUUCCUCGUCCUUCAUCCUCCCCCUCUUCCACACCGACAUCCUCUUCCUCAGCGUCACCCACGGCCACCGGCUGCAGCGGCACAAAAUACACGAUUAAAGAAGGAGAUACUUGUCAAUCUGUCUCCAAGUCUCAGAGCAUCGCAACCUUCCAACUGCUGCUGGAUAAUAAUCUUCGAGCUUAUUGUGCCAACUUCCCCAAAGCAGGCGAUCUGUGCAUUAAGAAUAAGUGUUCAACAUACACAGUGCAGAAGGGCGACACCUGCAAGAGCGUCGCGAAGGCGCAUAACAUCUCGACUGUGCAGUUACGGUCCUAUAACCCUUGGAUUGACGGAGGAUGCUACAACUUCAACCGAACAAUCGGCACUGAAAUAUGCAUGGACGAGCCAGGAGACAAAUACCAUGCACCAUCCAGUGUAGUUACGUCCACGGCCGUCCCCUCUACGGCCAGCACUGCAGUGCCUACGCCAACCAACGUCGCGGACAACAGUACGCGGACUUGCGGCAAGUACUAUGAGAUCAAGAAGGGCGAUAGCUGCGAUACCAUCGUCCAGGAGCUUUUGAUCAGCCGAGAGGACUUUCUCAUUCUGAACCCGGGUCUGAAUACCAACUGCACCAACCUCCUUCUGGGCGUCAGCUACUGCGUUCUCCCAGUUGGCGACAUGGAGAACUAUCCUGGUGCGCCUGGCUACAUGCCUUCGAUCUCCAAGAUCCCAUGGGACAGUCUACCGGACGCAACCUACACGCCCAUGCUGAAACCAGACAAGUUGCCACUUGCCCCACGUACCGUCAGAGACUGCGCAACAAUAUUCGAUGGCAGAGAUUUGCAAUUCAACCUGCCGGGUGUCAGCGGCUGCCAAGUCGUCCACGCCUUCUGGGGAGUCUCUGUGGCUGAUCUGCUGCAGUGGAACCCGUCGCUUAAAGGAACGAGCAACAACUCUACCGACUGCAGCUUCAGCAAGGAAUACCGCUAUUGUAUAGACAAGGGAUCGGGGGCCGCGACAUCGACCUCACCUACGCCGUCCUCAAGCAGACUGGCUGUAUGA